UCCAAGUAGGGUGGCACAACGGGAGGGGCAGGUGCAGAUGCACCGUUUUGGGUCCAAACCAAACUGAGCCGGCCUACUGAAAACCAGAAUGAUGACAUAGCGAGCGCGGCGAUAUCAUCAGCCGAGCAAAAACACGGCAGCUGAGUAGUCGCUCCAUUUGACGUGCAGGCGGACAUGAGGGCCAAGCUGGAAAUCCUGGCCAUGGUCCUGGGCUUCCUGGGCCUGUUUGGCGCGGUGGCGGCCACGGCCAUGCCCAUGUGGCGGGUCUCGGCUUUCAUCGGCGCCAACCUCAUCGUGAUGGAGGUGCUGUGGGAGGGCCUGUGGAUGAACUGCUUCAACCAGGCGGACAUCAAGAUGCAGUGCAAGGUGUACGACUCGCUGCUCAUCCUCUCCCCCGAGCUGCAGGCCGCCCGCGGCCUCAUGGUGGUCGCCAUUGUGCUAGUGGUGAUAGCGCUCUUCAUCGCGGGCUUCACUAUGAAGAGGACCAAUUGCUGCGAGGGCAACGAGCGAGCCAAGAACAUCACCAUGGCCUUCGCCGGGAGCUUGUUCCUGCUGGCCUGCCUGGUCACGCUCAUCCCCGUCUCCUGGGUGGCCCACACCGUCAUCAGGAACUUCUACAACCCGGUGGUGGUGGAUUCUCGCAAGCGCGAGCUGGGGGCGUCCCUCUUCAUCGGCUGGGCCAGCUGCGCUCUUCUGCUGGCCGCCGGCAUCAUCCUGCUGCUCAGCUUCAACAAACGCAGGUCCAAGGAGUACCGACCCUACUCGGGGGCCUACCUCACCACCUUGCCCACUGACGCCGGGAGAGCCAGCAGCGUGCACAGCAGCAGGGCGCCCUCCAGCUUCCACAAGCAUCACGAAUACGUCUGACGUCUGCUUGGGAUUCUUUAGCUUUGGCAUCAUUCCUGGACGCAUCACUUUUCGGCUAGAAACGCUUCCCGGGAAGUUCUGCUGGUCAUCAUUCCGAAAUUCGCUGAAAUGUACUUUGGAUAUGAAAUGAUAAUUGCACGGAUGUAUACGUGCGCUGGAAAAUGAGAAUAAAUUAUUUAAUUAUUCUACUGUA
Doryrhamphus excisus (bluestripe pipefish) is the source of this 1060-nucleotide messenger RNA. Its product is annotated as claudin-4-like. NCBI's taxonomy places the organism in Eukaryota, Metazoa, Chordata, Actinopteri, Syngnathiformes, Syngnathidae. The record is from RefSeq and is a predicted model, not a curated record. Gene Ontology annotation, molecular function: structural molecule activity. Gene Ontology annotation, cellular component: membrane; bicellular tight junction.